Messenger RNA from Entrophospora candida, 450 nucleotides. Lineage: Eukaryota; Fungi; Glomeromycota; Glomeromycetes; Entrophosporales; Entrophosporaceae. The record is from the annotation of a GenBank genome assembly.
AUGUCUUUACCAAAAAGAAUAAUCAAGGAGACUGAACGUUUAAUACAGGAACCAGCUCCUGGUAUAAGUGCAAUACCACAUGAAGAAAACCUUCGAUACUUUGAUGUUAUUAUAGCUGGCCCAACUCAGUCACCAUUUGAAGGUGGAGUUUUUAAAUUGGAACUAUUUCUUCCUGAGGAAUAUCCAAUGGCACCACCUAAAGUACGUUUUAUAACUAAAAUAUAUCAUCCAAAUAUUGAUAAACUUGGAAGAAUUUGUUUAGAUAUUUUAAAAGACAAGUGGUCACCAGCUUUACAAAUUCGUACUGUACUUCUUUCUAUACAAGCACUUUUAUCUGCUCCAAAUCCUGAUGAUCCACUUGCUAAUGAUGUUGCACAACAUUGGAAAGAAGAUGAAAAGGCUGCAAUUGCAACAGCUCGAGAUUGGACUAGGAGUUAUGCUCAAGGUUAA